AUGUAUGGACCUCAAGCAACUCUGUUCAGGGCCCUGAAGAAGAUUCCAGGGAAACACAAAGUGGAGAACCCAGACCCGAUCAGCACGGGAACCGAGUGGCGAGUGUGUACUAAACUCACCGGGGAGCUGGGAAGGGGGAAGUUUGCGGUGGUCAAGCGCUGCGUGGAGAAGGCCACGGGCAAAGUGUUCGCCGCCAAGUUUCUCCGAAAGAGGAGGCGAGGCCGCGACUGCCGUGCCGAGGUCGUCCACGAGAUGGCCGUGCUGGAGGCGGCCCGCAGCAACGCCCGCGUGGUCAACCUGCACGCGGCCCACGAGACGGACCACGACAUCGUCCUGCUGCUGGAGUAUGCGGCCGGUGGGGAGAUAUUCGACCACUGCGUGUCUGAGGAGCUGCUGCCAGAGGCCCAGAUCACGCGCCUGAUCAGGCAAACUCUGGAGGGAGUCCACCAUCUCCACCAGAGUAGCCUGGUGCACUUAGACCUCAAGCCGCAGAAUAUUCUCCUGACCAGCCUGUGUCCUCCGGGAGACAUAAAGAUCGUAGACUUUGGCCUGGCACGCAGACUGGGUGCGGUCGGAGAGCUCAGAGAGAUUCUUGGCACACCUGAAUAUGUGGCUCCUGAGAUCCUGAAUUAUGAGCCAAUCACAACAGCCACUGACCUAUGGAGUGUGGGUGUUAUAGCCUACAUGCUGGUGACGGGCGAGUCUCCGUUUGUCGGGGACGACAAGCAGGAGACGUACCUGAACGUGUCCCAGGUCAACGUGGACUACAGCAGGGAGGCCUUCUCCAGGGUGUCUGAGCUGGCCGUGGACUUCAUCCGCAAGCUGCUGGUCAAAACCCCCGAGGACCGGCCCAGCGCCGCCGAGUGCAUGAGCCACCCCUGGCUGUGGCAGCUCUGCCUCAGCCCCGACUGCACCACCACCACCACCACCCGCGCCGUCCGCGAGAGGAGCUGCGGCACCAAGUGGGCCGCCCCCCCCGAAGACCCCGAGGACAAGGAGAACUUCCUGGAGUCGCCCCACUCUCACGCAAAAAGGUUCCGCUUCGACGAGGAAAGGCCCGCAGCUGGAGACGGGGACUUCUGAGAACGUAACACGGGAGGAAGGGAAGUCUGAGGCGGGGACGCCCACUUCCUCCUGUCAGCUUUUAAAUUCUUUUAAGCCUCCAGGAAACCAGCUGUCGCCACAUAAAAGUACUUAGGGGACUGUUCAUUUGUUAUUUAAGGGGCCACGGAGCGGUUUCCACCAGCAAUCCAUUUUUCUACGACCCUCCAAAAUGAUUAGGGGAGAAAAGGCAUGACCCCCCCCAACGAUGUGUUGACGCCUUCUGUUCUGGUUUGUGUUUGGCAAAGAUGAACAGCUAGCCACUUGUUGUUGUUGUUGUUGUUGUUAUUUACAAUAAUACAUAUAUGACUUCUGCUUUCAAAAUAAUCUACUGCUCGCCCGUCCGUCUUUAUAUUCAAACUGGUAAACCAUAAUCAGGAUCAGGAUUCAGUAGUCAGGACCGGAACCAUUCUUAUUCCAAUGGGGGGGGGGGUGUGUUUAGGUGAGGUGCAGCGGUGUUGCUCUGCUGUCCUUGUGACGAGCUUUGCAGGGGGGGGGGGGGCCGACACACACACACACACACACACACACAGGCGCACACACCAGCCACCGCGUCCCUUCUGUUGCCCGAUGGCUACACUGCAAAUUAAUUGGUUCUUACCAAGGUAAAAAAAACAACUUAGAAUUAGAAAUGUUAGAUAAUUUAUCUUGUUUUAAGACUGAAUUUCUCAUUUUAAGUGUUUACACUAUAACCUUAAAUCCAGCCAGCGUGUCAGGUGAGAUGGUCUCGCUGCAUGGACAGAUGAUGUCACCUUUCCCUCAGAUUUAGGGUUUUUAUCUGGUUUUUAGACCCUUACCUCAGGCUAAUUAACUGGUUAGUAAGUGGCUUAAUGUUCUGUGCGUUGUCGGACACGUGCAGCCACUUUUGUGAAACCGCUUGCAGGACUGACGAGUCCACGGCGGCCUGUGGGGUUCAUGCCCCCGCCCGUCCCCACCGCCUCCACCUGCAGGUUGUCAACUAUGUGAUUUGGAAUGAAAAGGGAGAAAAACGGACGGAGGAACUAGGCCAUGUAGUUUCUUUUUUAGAUUAAAAAGGGGUGAAAGGGGGGUGGGUCUUUGUUGAGGGGGGAGGUGACCCUCCUCUCAACAAAGACUAAAAACACAUGACCCUCCCCUAUUUUCCUCCCGUGGUCCAUUCCAUAAACACCGAACAGUCCCUUAGGCUGUGUUUCUAUUUCAUCCAUUUUCUAAAUUCCAGGAUCGACCACUCAGGCCAAAGAUAACCAGCUAAAACGUUGAGAUCCUCCUCUGGUCUAGCGCUGUUAAAAGUGUGUAAAUUGUACAGUAUUUCUUAAUGAAUGCAGUGUGUUUAACCUGAAGUAUUCAAUACCUUUCAUUGUUGUUCAGGUCUCUGUGUCCUGAUGAUGACUAGUGUGCAGUAUUUCUAGGGAAAUCUAUGCAAUGCUUCUUUUGUGCAUUUUAAAUCUAUUUUCUAAAAACCUUGAAGUAGCGCAGCGCUCCGCCUUAACCUCGGAAGUUAAGUGUUCUUAUGCUUCAGCGGAAAUACGCGAGUGUGAGAAUCGAGAUAAGCACCUCUGCUUUGAGGAAGUGUGAUAAAUGUCCUUAUUUGCAAGUCAAAGCGAAUGAGGGACAGCUGGACAGCUGCAUCAUGGGAAACGUUAUGACUCCCAUUAUUUUCUCGGAGUCGAGGUACACGAUUUAAAUGAAAAUGAAUGCAACAUGCUGCUGCCUCCGCCUUGGCUCCAUCCCCUACUACCUGCAGCGUUGCUGUACUCCACAUCCAGGCAGAAAGGCUGAGCUACACACACGCCUCACACAUUCCUUAUAUGGCUUCUUCUCCAUGUCUCCAGUAGCACAAGGGUUUAUACUUAGCUCAGGGUUUUAUGUAUAAAAACUCAUUUUAGUAAUUCCAACCUUUAGCAUAUUCCCCUUCUAAAUGAAUUCCACAUCUCCCACAUUUAUUAUGGAUUUUCCAAUUCCCAACAUGAGCAGCAGAUCUCGGUGUUCAUGGCCUUGUUGUGUGUCCUUCUGUAGUAAAAUAGAAACUUAAAACUGUACAAACGGUGACUCAUGCGGUCGUUCACAUGCCGCACCCACACUUACUCAAAUGAUUUCCUCACCACGCCGCGAGUUCCUCUUCUGUUGGCCAGAAAAAGAGAAACACCACUUUAGCACUUACUUCACCAGCAAAACAGGAGCUUUGUGUGUGUGUGUGUGUGUGUGUGUGUGUGUGUGUGUGUGUGUGUGUGUGUUGUGUGUGUGUGUGUGUGUGUGUGUGUGUGUGUGUCAUUCAGCGUCCUUUCAUUAAAAGCUUCUCCAGUCCUGUUGGCCCAUGGUGCCCGAAGUAAAAUAUAUAUAUAUUAAUUCCUGUUUUCAUCUCAGGGCAUUCUGCUCACUCUGCUCCCUUUGUUUUGUAUUCUUAAUUUUCUUCUUAAAGGCCUAUUCUUAUUAUUAUUAUUAUUAUUUAUGUGCUGGACUUGUACUUAUAUUUUUAUGUAAAUAAUGUGCUCAUGUGUCUUAUUCUAAGGAAGUGUUGAUUAUGGUGGGUUAAUAAUUUAAAACCAGCUGUCGUGGUUCUCGUGUCGUGAAGGUUUGACUGCAGUGGAUUGGGGAGAAGAAGAAGAAAGUAAAGGAGAGUUAGUUGAUGGAGGAGGGAAGUAAAGAAGAAGAGGAGUCGGGUGGCGUCAGGCAGGAGGACGAGGAUUGAAUUCUGCACAUGUGGAGUUGGAAACCUAUCUCGAAAGAAGCGUUUAAAGGAAUAAUUCAGAUGUUUUAGGAAAUCUGUGCAUUUCCAAGUGUCGGACUAGUCCUUUAAAGUUGAGUGUUAAGAUAUGUAGAAACCAAAAGGCUUUUUGGGUGAUGGGAAAGUAGAGAUGAUGAUGAUGAUGAUGAUGCUGUGGUUUUGAAAGAGAGACGGAUGUUUGUCCCGAGAAGCAAACCACUGUAUAAUGUGAAAUAUGAAAUAUGAGGUGCUAUUGAUUCACAGGGUUUUGCCGUCUUUUGUGCGUUUGAAUGAGUUAACCCUUGUGUUGUCUUCCCGUUAAUCCAGUUUCAAAUUGAAUAUGCUUUUCCAAUGUUUUUGUCAUUUUUUCUGAUUUAUUUCUCACUUUUUCCAGCUUUUGGAGCUUUUUUUUUUAAAACCUGAGCUGGUUUAAUAACAGGUUUUACACUUAUUCUUGGAAUUCAUGGUCAACAAACCUCAUUUAUAUCAAAUUAUACACACGUUUUUAGUUAAAAAGGCAGAAAUGAUGACUUAUUUUGACUAAUAGUUAAGAUCAGAGGAUGUUGAGUGGAUCUCAGAUGGGUAGACGUUAAAUUUUGGUCCGGAUACUGUUUGGAAACCAUUAAAAACAUAAUUCAAAUGCUAAAAGAUUAAAUAAAACAUCCAAAUAAUUCAAUGAAAGUGACGUCGUGUGGAAUCAUCCAUGUUAUAUUUGGGCAAUUUGGUUGAAAAAAAAUCCAUAUUUCUGAUAUAAAACACUCAAUUUGACCCGAGGACGACACGAGGGUUAAAGAAAAACCUCCUGAAGUGCCAAGCUGGCAGCUGUGAUAGCUCUUAGUCUCCAGUGCAACAUUUGCUUUUUGUUCCAUGGUGCCAAACCGCAUAAGACCACAUUGUGUUGUUGUUUGUUGUUGUCACCAGCUGGUACAACGGCCUUUGUGUAGGAGAGGGCGUCUCCAGCCACGGCCAUGCUGUCAUACUCCUAAAACUGGAACAGGUUCUCAUCUCAACCAGGGAUCUAAUCUCACCGAGUUAGCAGAUUCUACUUGUUGAAAGAUGUGGGGAAAGUGAACCCAGAGAAGUCCCAGGCUCUGUUCUGCUGCUGUAUACGGAAAUAAGCUUGAAUCUCAAGAGUCAGUCUCUCAGUCAGUCUGCUUCUUCUAGUACCUCUAAAAACAGGGGUCGGGGUCUUGAGAGGAUUUGACCUGGCUCAGGUGCACAGAAACUAGGAGAGCUUUCCUGAUGCAGCAACAUCUGGGAAUAAGGGAUGUUGAGACUCGGGGUGUAGCGUGAUCCUGAGAGCGGAUCGGACUGGUUUGGCAGGGCAGUGAUGUCAGGGUCUCAGUCUGCAGGAUGAUGGCCUGCUGGACUGGGUCGGACGGACUGGUUUGGCAGGGCGGUGAUGUCAGGGUCUCAGUCUGCAGGAGGACGGCCUGCUGGACUGGGUCGGUCGGACUGGUUUGGCAGGGUGGUGAUGUCAGGGUCUCAGUCUGCAGGAGGACGGCCUGCUGGACUGGGUCGGACGGACUGGUUUGGCAGGGCGGUGAUGUCAGGGUCUCAGUCUGCAGGAGGACGGCCUGCUGGACUGGGUCGGUCGGACUGGUUUGGCAGGGCGGUGAUGUCAGGGUCUCAGUCUGCAGGAGGACGGCCUGCUGGACUGGGUCGGACGGACUGGUUUGGCAGGGCGGUGAUGUCAGGGUCUCAGUCUGCAGGAGGACGGCCUGCUGGACUGGGUCGGUCGGACUGGUUUGGCAGGGUGGUGAUGUCAGGGUCUCAGUCUGCAGGAGGACGGCCUGCUGGACUGGGUCGGACAAAGGGGAUCCUGUUUUUGUGUCCGCCACUUGAACAUGACUUGACUCAGCCUGUGUGUGUGUGUGUGUGUGUGUGUUCGUGUGUGUGUUCAUUGUCUCUCAAGGUGCAGCACCCUGAUGACACCCAACACUCCUGUUAGUUGUGUGUGUGAGCAGUCAGACUGAAGGAGACUGAAGGCUGAUGUCAAACCAGCUACAAGCAAAUAAAUGUCCCCCACACGUGUUUGUUUAUUUAGCAUUUUAAAUUGUUUUUAAAUGUCUGAGCAUUCUGAUGCAUCUGAAAUGACUAAAAAAAAAAAAAAAAAAAAGCCCUAAUCCUGAUUUGUAUUCUGAUCAACUGCCGGCGAUAUGUAGGCGUCACAAAGCCAACUGGAAAAGCUCAUUAAAGGUUGUAGAACAUA
Messenger RNA from Etheostoma spectabile (orangethroat darter), 5996 nucleotides. RefSeq names its product serine/threonine kinase 17b (apoptosis-inducing) (gene stk17b). Gene Ontology annotation, cellular component: nucleus. The record is from RefSeq and is a predicted model, not a curated record. Gene Ontology annotation, biological process: positive regulation of apoptotic process; intracellular signal transduction; protein phosphorylation. Gene Ontology annotation, molecular function: ATP binding; protein serine/threonine kinase activity. Bases 1 to 1083 code for a protein of 360 amino acids. Lineage: Eukaryota; Metazoa; Chordata; Actinopteri; Perciformes; Percidae. The transcript is spliced from 8 exons.